CUGCUUGUUCUGAGCUCUGUUCAACAAACACCGGCUCCCUCUCAUCAUCCACCUCUUCCCCCCUCUCUCUGAAUCGACCGCGUAUCUCCCUUAUCAUCAUCUGAAGUCAUGGUCAGCAAGAGUGCGGCUCAAGAUGCGAACUCACUCACUGUGCGCGACAACCGUACGGGGAAGACGUUCACCGUCCCAAUUGUCGACAACAGUAUCUCUGCUGUAGACUUCAAGGCCAUGAAAGCUCCCAAGGCGCCCGGGGAGCGCGAUGAGAAUGAGACCGAGAAGGGUCUACGUGUUGCGGACAAAGGCUUCUUGAACACCGCCGUUCUGCGAAGCCAAAUCACGUACAUCGAUGGAGAGGCGGGUGUUCUCCGCUACAGGCGCGUUUAUUUGAUGUGCGGCGGUGGGGUUCUGACCUCGGAUUGCAGAGGGUAUCCUAUCGAACAACUGGCCUUGCACUCGUCGCAUCUGGAAACCGGCAUGUUCAAGCUUGUUAUCUACGCGCUUUCGUCUCAUUCUACUCAGCGUAUCUUCUCAUCUACGGAUCUUUGCCUACGAAAUCCCAGUUUCAAGUCUUCCAAGAUGAAGUCAUGCAUCAUUCCAUCGUCCACGCAGAUGCUGCGCAAUUCUUCAGAAGCUUCCGGUAGGUAUGAUGCCCAUCCCAUGGCCAUUUUGACCAGUGCUUUUGCGUAUAUCGGCUCGUAUUACAGCGAGGCGAACCCUUCGUUGCAAGGUCAAACUCUUUUCACCAAGGGCGAUGAAGCGUCUCUAGCAAUACUAGACAAGCAAAUAUACCGACUUAUCGGGAAAGCCACGACCCUGGCUGCAAUGGCUUAUCGAGUACGACAAGGCCGGGAGUUUGUGACACCUCCUACAGGCCUCAGCUAUACCGGCUCGUUUCUGUACCAAAUGGACUAUCUGGGACAGGAGAACUACGCACCGAACCCAGUGCUCGAAAAGGCACUAGAUGUCCUGUUUCUGCUGCAUGCUGAUCACGAGAUGAACGCGAGCGCUUCGUCCGUGAUGCAAGUCGGCUCGUCUUUGGUGGAUCCCUAUUCGGCCAUCGCGGCUGGAUGCGCCUCUUUGUAUGGACCAUUACACGGGGGGGCUAAUGAAGCGGUGAUUCGCAUGCUCAUCUCCAUCGGAAAGCCCGAGAAUGUUCCCGCAUUCAUUGAAGCUGUCAAAAGGAGAGAAAAAGUCCUUUCUGGUUUCGGACACCGGGUGUACAAGACAUCCGAUCCUCGCUCUUUCCUAGUUCGGAAGACUGCGGAUGAAGUCUUCAAGAUCACGGGCAAGGAUGAGCUGUUGCAAACGGCUAUGGCUCUGCACGACGCAGCCAUGAAAGAUGAAUACUUCAUCAAGCGGAAAUUGGCCCCGAAUGUUGACUUCUGUUGCAGUGGAUUGAUAUAUCGGGCAAUGGGUUUCCCGAACGACUAUUUUCCCGUGUUGUUCGCGGUACCGCGUGUAGUCGGCUGGCUUGCACACUGGCGGCAGGCAAGCAUCUUUGACGUGACGUCACGGAGGACUGAUGGCUCCCUUGCAGAUGAUGCUCCAAGGACGAGUUCAGAUUUGGCGGCCGCGUCAAAUCUAUGUGGGAGCCGGCAAGCGAGAUUAUGUGCCAGUCGACGCCCGAGAAGCCGUCGAAGGUUUGCAAGAACAGCCCUCGGUCGUUCACCAUUCCGGGAUCUCGAAAAGGACUCAGCUGGCGUCCUUCAAAGGGCAGGCAAAGUUGUAGUCGAGGCUCUUGGUCGGAUCUUGGCCUCAUUCCUGUUCCUUUUUCUCUCCACGACCUCCCUUACCUCGCCACUACUCUCCACCCUGCGAAAGAUGUUCGCCACACUCGUUUCCCUCGCGCUCAUUGCUGCCCCUGCUAUCCGUGGUGUUGCCGCUGAUCUGUCCAUUGCUACCCCCGCCCUGACCCAGUGCGGCGAUGCUCAUAUCAGCUGGACUGCCUCGAACGGACCGUACAACCUCAUUCUUGUGAACUCUACCGAUCCUUGCGGCGAGAUUCUCUCCGAUCUCGGUGACCACGCUGGUACCCACAUCACCUGGAAGGUCAACUACCCAGCCAAGUCUACGCUCAUGCUCUCGCUCGAGGAUAAGGAUGGCAACGACGUCUGGUCGCAAGAGAUGGUCGUUGCCGACAGCUCUGACGCCUCUUGUCUCAACAACGCUGCUGCCGCUGCCGUCUCUGUCUCUGCCAGCCAAUCUGCCGUCUCUGUCUCGUCUGCUUCGGCUGUCCCUGUUCCCACUAUCCCGACGGACGUUGUCCAGGCCGCUGGUGCUGCUGUGACCGAUAGCUCGACUACUGCAGGUGGUGCUGCGGUUGCAGGCGCUCUCAGCGGGUCGGGCCACUCUGGUGCUCUCUCGCUCACCUCGAGCCCCAUUAUGGCCCUGUGCGCAGUAUUUGCUGCUGCUGCCCUUGCCCUGUAAUCACUAUACCCGCCCUUUUUUCCGCUCGGGUGCAACACCAUCUCACCUCCAUAUCUUUUUCUAUCCUUAUCCCAUUCCGACUCCCUAUGGGUACAAUGCCUAACCGGCGCUGGCAUUAUUUCUUUCAGAUAUUCGAUAACGAUGUAGAAUAACGCUUUCGUUGGGGUUCGUUUGUUCAUCGUCUCCUUGAAGUGAGGCGAGCUGGUCAUUCUGGGCUUCCUCUCAUCUGUUGAAUAAAUCCGUCCUUGUCGUUAUACCUCGCGGAAUCUAUAUACCUUUUAGUGGCGGCGCCCUUUCGUAGCAGUGUUUGUCUCAACUUGACCUUCAACCAUCAUGUCAGAUUGGCACUCGAUAACGCUCCGGAUUCCAUUCGUAUCCGCUAAGCACGCGCUCAUUGCCAUGCAAACCAUCCAGGUGGAUAGCGAACUGCAACCGCACGCCGUGAAACGCGUGUUGUCCGUCGAAGACGAGGUUCUGAUCGCCACAUUCGACACGCUCACUGUGCGAUUAGCACGUCUCACCGUCAAUUCAUUCCUCGAAAAUGUCGACCUCGUUGUGCGCACAUUACAACAUUUUGGAGAGGACGCGGAACAU
Messenger RNA from Mycena citricolor, 3021 nucleotides. The record is from the annotation of a GenBank genome assembly. NCBI's taxonomy places the organism in Eukaryota, Fungi, Basidiomycota, Agaricomycetes, Agaricales, Mycenaceae.